AUGGGUUCGAAGCGAAAAAAGAAGAAACAGUCUCAGACUAUUUACAAAGAAUCAAACAACGAUGAACAGAAAUCAUUAAAUGACCCUCAACGAAUUAAUGAGUCGGUAUCAAUUUUAAAUAGUAGCAAUGACGAAGAAACUAAAUUACCGCCGUUAGAAGAACUUUCCAAUACAAGCUUUAAAAUUCUUCCAAUUGAAAUGUCUUCACCCAACACCACUUCUUUUACUUCAAUUCAUUAUUGUUACUUUAAAAGUCACGAGUCACGUUCUAAUAAUUCUUCAAUUAAUAUCUUACCUCCCGAUAAAACUCUUUUUAUUUCAAAUUUACCAAUUGAUUCAACAGAAGCACAUAUUAAAUAUUUAUUUCAAGAUUUAGGAUGGUUGCGUGAUUAUCGAUUACAUCGUCCAGUUCAAAUAAAACUUCAAGAAGCAGUUGAUGAAUAUAUAGUUAAUUUUGAAGAAGCUGAAUUAGAACGACGUAAAGAUUUAGAAGCAAAACUUAAUCAACCAGACGAGGAUGGAUUUAUCACGGUAACAAGAGUUGGAAGACGUAAUGUUAAUACGGAUGGUACAAUAACUGUAACGGCAGCUAAAGCAGAAGAAAUUAAGAAUUUGAAACCAAAGAAUAAGGAAUUAACGGACUUUUAUCGAUUCCAAAUGCAACUCAUCGACCUUCGCAAAAAGUUCGAAGAAGAUAAAGAAAAGAUCGCUAAACUAAAAGCUUCAAGACGAUUUAAACCAUAUUAA
Messenger RNA from Funneliformis mosseae, 747 nucleotides. The record is from the annotation of a GenBank genome assembly. Lineage: Eukaryota; Fungi; Glomeromycota; Glomeromycetes; Glomerales; Glomeraceae.